Cyprinodon variegatus (sheepshead minnow) is the source of this 1673-nucleotide messenger RNA. It is a transcript of the gene p2ry12, whose product is annotated as P2Y purinoceptor 12-like. The transcript has 3 exons. NCBI's taxonomy places the organism in Eukaryota, Metazoa, Chordata, Actinopteri, Cyprinodontiformes, Cyprinodontidae. Bases 115 to 1191 code for a protein of 358 amino acids. The record is from RefSeq and is a predicted model, not a curated record. Gene Ontology annotation, cellular component: membrane. Gene Ontology annotation, molecular function: G protein-coupled purinergic nucleotide receptor activity. Gene Ontology annotation, biological process: G protein-coupled receptor signaling pathway.
ACUCAGACAAACAUCAACUGGCAGAAUAACUUCUAAACUUGACAUGUGGACAUAGGACUGAGGAGUAAGAGCAAGAAAUCACGCCUGUGCACAUCAUAGCUACCAGCCACAAAUAUGGAUGGAAUUAUAACACCCCCCCUGCUGCCCAAAAAUCAGAGCCUUGCCAACAGCACCUGCUCUCGUGACAACUUUUUUAAGACGGUGGUUUUACCUGUUUUCUACUCUUGCCUUUUCCUGCUGGGACUCUCUCUGAAUACGUUGGCAGCGUGGGUGUUUUUGCGCAUACCAUCUCGGUCUCACUUCAUUAUUUACCUGAAGAAUAUUGUUGUUGCAGAUGUCAUCAUGACGCUGACAUUCCCCUUCAAGGUGCUGUCAGACUCAAACAUGGCACCAUCCUACAUUAGGAUUUUUGUGUGUCGGGUCUCCUCUGUGUUGUUUUACCUCUCAAUGUACAUUAGCAUUCUUUUCUUUGGGCUCAUCAGCAUCGACCGCUGCAGAAAGACCAUGAUGCCUUUUAGGGGCACUAACUCUGCCCGGCUGGCUCGCAGGAAACUCCUCUCCGGUGCUAUCUGGAGCUUUUUGCUGAUUCUCUGUCUGCCGAAUGUAAUCCUCACACGAAAUACUCCAACUUCUCCAAAAUUUAAGUGCAGUGAUCUAAAAACAGAAGUAGGGCUAGUGUGGCAUGAAGUGGUAAAUUACAUUUGUCAAGUGAUUUUCUGGGGGAACUUGGUUACUGUGAUAAUAUGUUACACUUUGAUUUCAAGAGAGCUGUACAAAUCCUACUCUCGCACUAAAUCCCACAGCACUGAAAGGGUAUCUUUAGCAGCAAGAGGAGAAACAGAUCAUAAGUCCCCCAAAUCCAAGAGAAAGAUGAAUGCAAAUGUAUUCUUAGUGCUGGCAGUCUUCUUUGUGUGCUUUGUGCCAUUUCACUUUGUCCGAAUCCCGUAUACAAUGAGCCAGACCAGAGGGCUUCUCUUUGAUUGUAAGCUUAAACUUUUCUUUUUCCACCUGAAGGAAAUCGCUCUAUUGCUGUCUUCCUUAAAUGCCGUACUGGACCCUCUUAUCUACUUUUUCCUCUGUCGGUCUUUCAGAACCACUUUGUUCAAUACUCUGCGGCUGCCUCCUGGUACCUGCAGCUCAUUAACAGAAAGGGGGUCCAACACAGUGCGAGAUUCAUCUGCAGCUACAUAAAACCAGCAGACUUUAAUUUAGAAUUUUAUGUCAAGACUUAAAAAAAAGAUUGCAUUUUAAAAUAUCCUGCUAUUGAGAUUUUUUUUUUUUUUUUUUUUUUUUAUAUGGCAUUGUGAUAUGAGAAGAUAUGUGGUUUAUUGUAGAGAAAACAAACUAAGAUAACAAUAUAAGCUUGUUUUGGUUUCUUCUUGAAAAAGUUACAAUAGGCAUGAUGGUUUCUGGUUCUCCUUCCUGCUCAAAGUAGACAAGUUUCAGAUUUAUAUUCAAAUCUUACUCAUGAUAAUAAAGGAAAGUGUUGGCUCAUUUUGAUAUAUAAACAAAUAUAUUGUCCUGCUUGUUUGUUUGCAUCCUUACCCAUAUAUUAGUACAUGUAUGUUUCUGAUUAAGUUCUAAUGACUUUAUAAGCCUUUUUGUGUUUUGUGUUGAGUUGUGCCAUUAAGAGUAAUUGUUCUGUCAAUUUUGUAAGAUACCUUAUUAAAGAA